UUUUUAUCAACUUUUUAAGAAUAUUUAGGUUAAAUUGAAUCGAAUUGGUUUUUAUAAACGUCAGCGAACACGAUUUUUACAAUACAUUUCUCAAAAUUACACAAAUUUUGUUUACAAACUGCGAUUAUCUCAUUUAAACUCAUAAAUUAAUCGUCAUAAAUAUAAAAAGAAAACAUGUUAUCACAGUGCAUAUAUUGACUUUCUAUUAAUCAGUGAACUCGAGCAACUGCAAGACGAAUUACACUUAUUUAACAAGUUAUGUACAUAAUACAAUCGCAAAGAAGAAUGUUGUUUCAAUUCAAGAUUUUUAUUUUUUUCUUCGUUACACUAACAACUGUAUUUUCAGCAACAAAUAAGGAAGGAUGGUCGAUGAAAACCGGCGAAGUAUUUAAUGAAAAAUCAAAAAUUACGGUAGCUAAAAGCAGCGAGGAAAUUUUAAUGCCACCCUCGUUUUGGCACGAAUAUACACCAUUUGGAAAUCGUAGAACUGCUCAUAUUGGUCGUCAAAUUAGAUUCCCCAUUCGUAAUAAGCCUCCGUCACAUCGUCUACCUCUUUGGAAUGAAGAUGCAUUUAUUAACGAUUAUAGCGAAUAUUGACUUUAUAAAUAUUUCUUUUCAAUAAAAUGAUUAAUAACACAUUUAA
This is a messenger RNA of Onthophagus taurus, 643 nucleotides long. The record is from RefSeq and is a predicted model, not a curated record. NCBI's taxonomy places the organism in Eukaryota, Metazoa, Arthropoda, Insecta, Coleoptera, Scarabaeidae.